Vicia villosa (hairy vetch) is the source of this 1373-nucleotide messenger RNA. Its product is annotated as B3 domain-containing protein REM16-like. The transcript is spliced from 4 exons. NCBI's taxonomy places the organism in Eukaryota, Viridiplantae, Streptophyta, Magnoliopsida, Fabales, Fabaceae. Gene Ontology annotation, molecular function: DNA binding. Bases 87 to 1028 code for a protein of 313 amino acids. The record is from RefSeq and is a predicted model, not a curated record.
UUUCUUUUUUCUUGUUUUUGACCCUUCGCUUACAAAACCAAAACUUUGCACUUUUUUUGAACCAUUUCACUCUCUCUGUCUUCGAAAUGGCCGGUGAAGGACCCAACGGCGGUGGAAGCAAGCCAUGGCAGGAAGACAUUUACUGGACCCAUUUCCAGUUCAUCCAUUUCACCCAAUUUCUGCACAACGAUUUUCAACAACAGCUUGCACUUCCCAAAACAUUUUCAGACAAUUUAAAGAAGAAGUUGCCAGAAAAUGUUGCCCUAAAAGGUCCUAGUGGAGUUGUGUGGAAUAUAGGGCUGGUAAUUAGAGAUGAUUCUGUUUACUUCGUGAACGGUUGGGAACGAUUUGUGAAGGAUCACUCUUUGAAAGAGAAUGAUUUCCUUGUCUUUAAGUACAAUGGUGAAUCACUCUUUGAGGUUUUAGUCUUUGAUGGAAACAGUUUCUGUGAGAAGGCAGCUUCUUAUUUUGUUGGAAAAUGCGGACCUGCUCAAACUGAACAAGGGGGUAGCAAGGCAAAGGAAAACAACAAUUCUGUUGAAGAAGUCAAUACUGCUUCUAAUGGUGGCGUUGAAUGUGGUUCAUCGGAGAAAUUUCGGCGUCUUAAGAAAGUAGGAACACCAUUAGCUGUACCUUUUGAAACUGCCAACGGAAAGACUUCCAAUGCUGGUGUAAGAAUUGAUUCCCCUGAGCUGUUUGCGGCGGAUACAGUCACCAAGACCACACCUGUAGCAGUUCCCUUCCAAUCAGCUGCAAAAAGGACCAAGAAGCCUGUUAAUGAAGUUACGCCUGUCGUCCAUACUAAGAAGCGAGGAAGACCACCAAAAGUAGAUAAUUCUUCGGAGACAAUUCGUGAUUUGGUGGCUUACAGCAAGGAACACUCAGGGAAUGUAUAUAUCAGACAACAUAAAGAGAAGAUUCCCACGCCCCUUCCCGACGCUGAUCUGCCACUUGAACCUGUACUUGUUGAAUCACGACAUUCUGUUAGAACAUUUCGAGCACCAGAUAGAUAUUCACCAGACAGAUAGCAAGGGAAAAGAUGUUGAUGGCCAUGAUGAAAUUCAAGGCGGAACCUGAACCCGUUCGAGUUAUGCAUUCAGAUGAAGGUUAUUUGUUCCUGUAGAAUAGUUUGUACUAUCUGUUUUUUUCUUCUUUUCCAUCUUGACUAGUGAUAUGAUGGAAACAUCAAGACUUUAGCCUUUUGGAAGUAGGACAUAUAUAUAGAAGUAUUGUUGCAAAUAUGUAACAUAUGGUUCUCUUGAUUGGUGGCUUAUUUCUAAGCAGUACAAUUAUUGACUAGAUGAAAGGAGAUGGUGAUAAACUCCUUAAAUUUUCAAUUACUUUAUGUGAUAUUCCUAUCUUUGAAAACAAUA